ACCCAUCUAUCUAUACACAAUUGACAACACAACCAUUCCAAUCCCAACUUACGAAAUACGAGAAUACGAAAGAUACAACAAUGUCCACUCCCUUCCGCAGCCAUAAAUCCAAACGCACCUCCCGCAGCCACAAAAAGAAAACCGACCGCGGCCUCCCACCCCUCCGCAUCGCCGUCCUAGGCCCAACAGGCCAAUGCGGCAGUUGUAUCGUCGAUGAACUAUUAUACCGGGGCCAUGAUGUCGUUGGUGUAUCGCGGAAUCCGCCAGACGCUUGGAAAGAAGGAGAGAAUUCUUCGCACAGGGGUGUGUAUGAGAGUGUUGCUGUGGAUGUGAGAGAUGAGGGGAUGUUGCGGGAUGUGUUUUCGAGUGGGUUUGAUGCGAUUGUUUGUGCUUUUGCGCCGGGCAUUAAGGAUUUGAAGAGUGCUUAUGAGAAUGGGGUUGAGGGGCAUGGGGGGGUUAAGAGGGCGCUUUUGGGGUCGAGUCAUAGUGGGAGUUUUAUUGUUAUUGGAGGAGCGGGAUCGCUUCAUACGAUGAAUAGAAGACAGCUAGUUGACGAGACUGGUUUUGCGUAUAGUUGGUGGUAUACAUGGCCCGACGAGCACCUAAACUACAUGCGCGUGCGCGCCAGAACCCACGGCAACUUCCUCUUCUCCCUAUUCAUCGCCGGCUUCCGCUGGGCGCGAAACAACGUCGAGCACCCAGGCUGGUUCUCAUGGCUCUUCCGCCCCAUCGCAUGGACCUACCUCUUCCUCGCAAAACGCAAACUCACCUCCCCCCAAACCCGCUCCCUCAUAACCUCCACCCGAACAGCCCUGACAAUGUGGGAAGGCGUCCGCGAAAAGAAAUGGACCUUCCUAUCGCCCCCGGGCCAACUACGAGACCAGGGCGUUCGGACGGGACGAUAUAAAAUGUUCAUAGAUUCGGAAGAGGAUCCUGCCGUGGAGGCUGUUGACGGCGCGAUAUAUAAUGAGGAUUUGGCGGUUGCGGUCGCGGAUGAGAUUGAGGGGCCGCGGAUGACGUUUUUGCAUUGGAGUGUUGUUGGGAGGGUUGGGUUGGCUGCUUGGUAGCUGUACAUGGGACUCCGGGUGAGUACAAAGUACCGAGUACGUGGUGUAUCCGAACUCCGCAUUGGGAUGUCGGAAGCGCGCGGGGUUUUCGGAAGAGUGCCCAAUUGGAUGUGGGGUAGCUAUCGGGCGAGUGCAUGCUGUGAAUCCCGGAGGAGUACAUUACAGAUGCAUGCAGGUGCAUACGGAUACUGCUAGACCAACGAAUUGAUGACAUCUAUGUACUCCGUAUAUUUCACCGGAAUACCCGUUUGCC
Molecule: messenger RNA, 1320 nt
Organism: Aspergillus glaucus CBS 516.65
Lineage: Eukaryota; Fungi; Ascomycota; Eurotiomycetes; Eurotiales; Aspergillaceae
Product: NAD(P)-dependent oxidoreductase
Exons: 4
Coding region: 81-1067 (328 amino acids)
Source: RefSeq, a predicted model, not a curated record